GGCUCGGCACAUGUUGCUGGGGCCGCCUCGCCCAACGGGGCAGCAAAUCUGGGAGCGAAAGGGGAGGCUGGCCGCGGACUGAGCGGCUGGGGGGGGUGUUGCUGCUUCUCCCUUCCCGCCCAACGCACCUUUGGCCCUUUGCCUCGCUCAGGAGGGGGGUUGCGUUGACCCUGAGAUCUGAGAGUAGAAUGACUACCUGUAUUGUGACAGCAUCUAUAAGCCCCAGUCGCAAACAAGGCAAUUGCCGAAUGUCAUGGCUGACGACAAAGCUGGUCUCAAGGUCUCUAAAAAGGGAAGCUCGCAGUCUGGGAACUCCAGAGGGGAUGCCACAGAGCCCAGCACCCUGCUGCAGAAACUGAAGAGCACCAUCUCCAAAUCCGUGCAGAACAAAGUGGACAGCAUUCUGCAAGAUGUGCAGAAAUUUUCAGACAACGAUAAACUCUACCUGUACCUACAGCUGCCAUCCGGUCCGAGUUCUGGGGAAAAAAGCAGCCUGGACCUGAGCUCCUUGAGCACUGCUGAGCACAUGCAUGCGUGCAACUGGAUCCGGAAUCACCUGGAGGAACACAUGGACACCUGCCUGCCCAAGCAGGAUGUCUACGACACAUACAAGCGAUACUGUGAUAACCUAUGUUGUCACCCUCUGAGUGCCGCUAACUUUGGGAAGAUCAUCCGGGAGAUCUUCCCGAACAUCAAAGCCAGAAGACUGGGAGGACGAGGACAAUCGAAAUAUUGCUACAGCGGGAUCAGGAGGAAGACAGUGGUCAGCAUGCCACCCCUGCCCAGCCUGGACCUCAAAGUUAGCGAUACCUCAGAGCUGACAGACCUGGUGCAGUCGUACCAUGACGAGCUGGUGGACGCAGCCUGCGCUUUGACCUGCCACUGGGCUGAGAAGAUCCUCAAACGCUCCUUCAACAACAUUGUGGAGGUGGCUCAGUUCCUCAUCCAGCAGCACCUCAUCAGCUCGCGCUCCGACCGCGCUGACCUGGUCAUGGCCAUGGUGGUCUCAGAAAGUUCAGAAAAUAUCCACCGAGACACUCGACCGCCACAGACUGCCAAGAAGAAUGGGUUGGAAACAUCGGACAGCACUGUCAAAACCCAGCUGCAGAACAAAAAGGAGAAUAACUCGAAACCCUCCGUCCCGCCCCGAGCUGAGAGGAAGAAAACCCCAGAGACCUCUAAGCCGGUGAGCAGCCCCCAAGUCAAUGCCCUGAUGGCUCGCCUGCCUUUCCUCCUGCCUCGCAUCCAGGCCAGCGAGAGACUGAUGCCGCCGGGUGCCCAGGCCGUGCGCUCCUCCCCUCCCAUCCUGGCGCCCAAGAUCACGGCCACACCUAUUGGUGGCACAGUCAAGGUGGCUGCCCUGCCGCUGCCGGUGGGCACUGCCUCCUCCCUGCCCAUCAAUCUGGCACCGGGCGUGAAUGGGGCGGCGGGUCUGGUCAGCCAGCAAGCGGCAGUGCCGGUGAUCAACAUGAUCCUGCCCAACGUGCCAACCGGCAUGGGCAUCCCCGUGGCCGAAAUUCCAGCCAACCCCAAGAUUGCAGCCGGCGGCGGCAGCGAAGGGCACAGCCCCGCCAAGAGCAGUGAGGGGCCAGCUGGCAGCCAGCGGGAGGCACAGGGAGCCAAAGGGGCCAAACGCCCCCCGGAAUUGCAUGGCGAGGCUUCCAACGUCAAGAGAAAGCGCGGUCGGCCCCGGAAGAGGCUGGAGGAGGCGGAGGCCUGUUUGCUGGAUAAAUGCAGCAGCACGGAGGAGGCGGGUGCCCCUGAGACUGGAGGAGGGGGUGACGCCAGCCAAGAGGAUAGCACAUCACGGGGCUCAUUCAUUUCGGGCAGGAAUGGAGGGUCACCCAGCCUGUGUCCCAGAGAACCAGGAGGACUCUGUGUGGGAGGCCCAGACAGCCGGGCUAAGGGAGCGUUGCUCGGUGCUGACCGAGUCACGGGUACCUCCCAGGUGAGCGUCAUCCAGGAUGGCCGGUUCAGUGAUCAGAGUCAGGUGAAAGCUGGCGCCCAGGAGCUGGAGGAUGAUUUGCAGGUGCAGAUGAACCUAGGCGAGGCUGGGCCAGCAGUGGCAGGGGGGGCUUUGGCUUCUGUACCACGAUCCCUAGGCUCCCAGGAAGGGAGACCUCACUCCUGCUCUCCCUUGGGAGACACCAAACCGGAGAGCAUGGAAAAAAGCCCAGCCUUGCUGCUGCUAUCAGCGAUUUCUGCCCCCAGUGACUGCGCUCGGCAGUCCGACUCCAGGAGCUCUCCCGAUUUGCUUUGUGACGUGUCUGGCUCGGAGGAGUCGUCGCCGGUGGCAUCGGGUUUGUGCUCUGCCGGCGCUAGAGAGGACAAAGCCCCUAUGCGCCAGCGCAGCCCUGCUUCCCAAAGGCUCCCCAGCCCCCAGUCUGCAGCAGAUCGCCCCUGAGCACGCCCUGUGCAGCGCCCCUGCCACAGCAAGCCGAACUCGUUGUCUGCCCACGUCCAGGUUCGCAGCCAGGAGUUGGCGCUCUGCCACAACCGGAUGCCUCGUGGGGAAGAUUUAAAAAUGAUAUUCAUUUGCUAACUGCCUCCAUCCCUUCCCAAGGCUGCAGAGUAACACCCCUCCUCCUUAUUCCCUCCCCCUCUCCCGCCGUUGCCAUGCAAUUAAAUAAAGCCAAUCAUUGCC
Molecule: messenger RNA, 2644 nt
Organism: Dermochelys coriacea (leatherback sea turtle)
Lineage: Eukaryota; Metazoa; Chordata; Testudines; Dermochelyidae
Gene: RFX5
Product: regulatory factor X5
Exons: 11
Coding region: 254-2404 (716 amino acids)
Biological process (GO): regulation of transcription by RNA polymerase II
Molecular function (GO): RNA polymerase II cis-regulatory region sequence-specific DNA binding; DNA-binding transcription factor activity, RNA polymerase II-specific
Source: RefSeq, a predicted model, not a curated record